Geosmithia morbida is the source of this 954-nucleotide messenger RNA. RefSeq names its product Sir2 family. The transcript has 2 exons. Lineage: Eukaryota; Fungi; Ascomycota; Sordariomycetes; Hypocreales; Bionectriaceae. The coding region runs from base 1 to 954 and encodes 317 amino acids. The record is from RefSeq and is a predicted model, not a curated record. Gene Ontology annotation, molecular function: NAD+ binding.
AUGCGCAAAUCCCUCAUUCGCAUUCCAUACACCCAUGCCUUGCCACCUCCGACCAUCAUCCCGGCCACGGCCGACACGCUCUCGGGAGCCGUGGCAGCCCUGAUAGCCUUCCUGACGGCCACCCCGGACCACUACGGCCACCUGUCGAGCCUGCCCUCGUCCACUGUUGUCCUCAGCGGCGCCGGACUGUCGGUGGCCUCGGGGCUGGCUGACUACCGCGGGCCCAAGGGCACGUACCGCGAGGAGUACCCGCGCGACGAGUUCCAGCACCACCUCUCUCGCCUAAAUCCCCGGUGGGACGACCUCCUGCGGGACGCCAUGGCCGCCGGCGCCCUGGACGCCGAGAAUAGCGGCGCCGAGCAGGAGCGGCCUAGAUUUAAGGGUAUCAGGACCAAUCCCGAUGGCGACGUCGACCUUCCCGACGCUCCGUACACCACGUUCCGCUACCCGCCCUGCCCGAAGUGUCUGAGCGACCCGCCCGUGCGUCCCGAUGGCAGUCGGCACAUCGUCGAGGCCGACGCCCAGGGUGCCUGGACCCAUCCCAGCACUGCAGGCGUCCUCAAGCCUGCCGUCGUCAUGUUCGGCGAGAACAUUGCGGACAGCGUCAAGAGCUCGGCCGAGGACGCCAUCGACAGCGCGGGUAAGCUUCUCGUCUUGGGCACCUCGCUGGCUACCUACUCUGCUUGGCGGCUGGCAAAGAGGGCUGCCGACAGGGGCAUGCCCAUCGCCAUUGUCAGCAUGGGUGGCGUGCGCGGGGAGGACAGCCUCUUUGGCCGAGAUCUUCUGGGUUCGCACCAGAUCGGUGAGGAGGCUGUCAGGACUGAGCUGGCUACACAGGAUCUCCUACCUGCUCUCGUGUCUCAUCUUCGUAAGCAGGGCCAUGAUCAUACGACGGCAGGCGGCGAGCCUGUGACGCUGGAGGGUCACGGCGUCUUCAAGGAUAUGCUCUCGUGA